This is a messenger RNA of Insectozyma verbasci, 2844 nucleotides long. NCBI's taxonomy places the organism in Eukaryota, Fungi, Ascomycota, Pichiomycetes, Serinales, Debaryomycetaceae. The record is from the annotation of a GenBank genome assembly.
AUGACUUAUUUCCUUGAUAAUGUUGAACCACCACCUCCAAAUCGAUUAGAACCAAGUUUCACUACUUUAGUUUCAGAAUUAUUUCAAAAAUUAGAUGCUGUUAGAAAAGAAUCUUUACCUGAAGGUGUUAAAACUAUAACUGAACAAAAAUCCAAAAUUAUAUCAUCAUAUAUUGAACUUUUUAAAACUAAUAUAGGCAACAAUUUUUAUCAGACAUCAAUAUUAGUAUUCCCCGAAAAAGCUGGUAGAUUAUAUUAUUGUAAAGAGAUUUUUUUAGCCAGAUUAAUUGUUAAAAUUUUUAAAAUCCCUAAACAAUCUGAUGAUUAUACUACGUUAAUGAAUUUUUAUAAAAACUACCAAGCCUCAAAAAGGUUUGCCGUAGAUGCUAAAAACUUUAGGGAUUUUGCUUUGCAAGCCCUGAGAGUUAUUUCAGAUAGGCGUAAAGCAAAUCCUGAAAUUAAAGAAUAUACAAUUAAUGAUAUAAAUCAAGAAUUGGAUAAAUUAUCAAAUACACAAAAAUCAGAUAAACAAAUAAAGAUUUUGGAACCUUUAUUCAAUCAUCUUAAGAUUGAGGAAGUUCGUUGGUUAAUUCAUAUCAUCUUGAGAAAAGCUAUUUUGUCAAAUCUUGAAAUUUAUAUGUUUAAUCAAUGGCAUCCAGAUGGUUACAGAUUGUAUAAGAUCUGUAACAAUUUAAAGUUAACGUUCUAUACAUUAACUGAUGUUAAUAAACGAGUUCCAUUAGAAGAUCUUAAGAUACAUCCAAUGUAUCGGUUUAAACCAAUGUUGUCUGUAAAGUUGACAAAAGAUUAUCAAAAGUUAAUAACAAACACUUUACAAAAGAAACAUGAAAUGAAUCAAGAAUAUGAAAAUCUUUAUAAUCAAAUGCAUCUACAACUGAAAUUUUAUAUAGAAGAGAAAAUGGACGGAGAUAGAAUGAUUUUACAUUAUGAAAAUAAUCAUUUUAUGUUUUUUUCCAGAAGGUUAAAGGAUUAUUCGUUUUUAUACGGGAGAAACUAUAAUAGUGGAUCUUUAACAAAAUACCUCAAGGGAGCUUUUCCAAAUCAAGUUACCAGUAUAAUAUUAGAUGGAGAAAUGGUGGCUUACGAUUAUGAAAGAAAAGCAAUUUUACCAUUUGGAACUCUAAAAUCAAGUGCCAUUCAAGAGUCAGUUCGUCAAUUUAAUACAACGGAUAGUUAUGAAUUAUUCACUAGCUAUCCAUUGUUUAUUAUUUUUGAUGUUCUCUAUCUCAAUGGUAAAGAUUUAACAAAUUAUCCACUUUUUUUUAGAAAAAAUUUACUCCAAAAACUUAUUACUCCAGUUCCAAAUAGAUUUGAAAUUCAUAAACCAAGAAUUGGUGAAACUGCAAGAGAUAUAGAAAAAGCAAUUAGAGAAGUUAUAAGUCAAAGAAGUGAAGGUUUAAUUGUUAAACAUUGUCAAUCAAAAUAUUUAAUUGAUGGUUUUAGAAAUCCAGAUUGGAUAAAAGUUAAACCUGAAUAUUUGGAAAGAUUUGGUGAGAAUUUAGAUUUGGUUAUAAUUGGAAUGAAUCCACAAAUCAAGAAUAGUUUUAUGAUGGGAUUGAAAAAUGAAGUUGAUGGAAGUUAUUAUCUGUUUUGUUUUGUUGCAAAUGGUAUAACUACUGAAGAUUAUGAUAAAAUUAAUAGAAUUUUACAUAAUAAAUGGAAAAAUAUUAAAAAAGAAUUCCCACCUGAUAAUUUAAUUAAAUUUGGUACAAGAUUACCUGAUUAUUGGAUAGAUCCAAAAGAUUCAAUUGUAUUAGAAGUUAGAGCAAGAUCAAUUGAUGUAAGACCAGAAAAAACUUAUGCAGUUGGAAGUUCACUUCAUAAUAAUUUUUGUAGAAGAAUUAGAGAUGAUAAAUCAGUUGAUGAAUGUAUUUCAUUACAACAAUAUUUAGAAUUGAAACAAAAUUAUUAUAAUGAUGUAUUAAAAUCUCAAAAAGCAGCAACUAAAAAAAGAGGUCUUAAUAUAUUAACAUCAUUUAAUGAUGCAAAUCAACAAUUGAAAAAGACAAAAGUUGAAUCAAAUUUAUUUAAAGGUUUUGAAUUUUUAAUAUUAUCUGAUAAAAGAGAUGAAAUUACUGGUGAUUUAAUUAAAUCUGAUGAAUUAAAAAUGUUGGUUAAGAAAUACGGUGGUACCCUAGUUGGUUCAAUUGAUGCAAAAACAAAUUUACAAGUUUUAAUUAUUACAGAAAAAUUUUUACCAUUAGCAGAAGUUUAUUUAAAAAGGGGUUUAGAUUUAAUUAAACCAAAUUGGAUAUUUGAAUGUAUUAAUAGAAAUUGUAUUGUUCAAUUAGAACCUAUAUUUAUAUUAGAUACUAAAGAUUGGAAUCCAUAUAAUGAUAAAGUUGAUAAAUUUGGUGAUUCAUUUAUUAUUCAUCAUUCAUUAAGUAAUUUACCAUUUCCAAAAUUAAAUCAAAAAAAAUUAACUACAUUAAAAGAAAGUUUUGAAUGGGUUAAUAAACCGUUAGUUUAUUUAUUUGAAAAUACUACAUUUUAUGUUUUAGAUGAUGGUUCAUUAGAUGGAUUUGUUUUAAAAGAAAAAAUUGAAAGAUUUAGUGGUGAAUUAAUAGAUGAUUAUUUAAAUUGUUAUUAUAUUGUUGUUCCAAAAAAACAUGAAAUAAAUGUCGAUAUUGAAAUUGAUUCAAUGUUUAAAGAAAUUAGUGAUUCUGUUCAAUUUGAAAAUGGUAAAUUAAUUUCAAGAAUACCUGUUUUAGUUAAUGAAAAUUUUAUUGAUAAAUGUAUUGAAUUAAAUUCAAUUGCUGAUCCUGAUGAUUAUAAAUAUAUUAAAGAUCCUGGUGAUCAAAUUAAAAUUAAACAAGAGAAAUGA